AUGCAACCCGCUGCCACCGAUCCGCUCGAUGGCGUAAGGUGGCUGUCUGUCAAUGGCGCCAGCGUCGGGGGCGAGCGGGCCCAAGAGGCAGCGAGAACCUGGCUCGGUCCAUUCCGGCAAGGCACGAGCAGCAAUGCCACGUUACGGGCACGGAAGGGCGUGCAGGAGUGCCUACCGGCUAGCAGUCCAGCGCCAUGGGUGCUUCAGUCGAGAGACAGCGUCGUCGGCAACGCCGACAAAAUGCUGCCUUCCGCCGAACAGCACCGCUUGCUUGCAAUGCAGGGUUCUGCAGCGCCACUCUAUGCGCUUCUGCGCGCGAAUUGUCCCGGACUCUGCAUAACGGCCAGGUCCGAGCAGCAAGCUGCAACCCGCACCGAGCUGCCCGGCUACGGCGAGUCGCAACAGGCAGACUGA
Moesziomyces antarcticus is the source of this 414-nucleotide messenger RNA. RefSeq lists its product as uncharacterized. Bases 1 to 414 code for a protein of 137 amino acids. Lineage: Eukaryota; Fungi; Basidiomycota; Ustilaginomycetes; Ustilaginales; Ustilaginaceae. The transcript is spliced from 2 exons. The record is from RefSeq and is a predicted model, not a curated record.